AUGAAAUCCUCAAUACUACCAGUAGCCUUACAGCACAAGCUGGCAGGCUACAGCCGUGUCUCCGGCGCCCAACUAUCCGCCCUCAACUUCGACCUCCUCCGCAAUAUAGUCUUCAUCCUAUUCAUCCUCCGAUACCUUCGCAAAACUUUCUACUCGCUCCGCGGCUACGGCAUCUUCGGUAGCAUCCGCAACCUCUAUAUCUCCCUGCGCCUGUUCUGCUAUGGUCUGUUCCUGCGGACGCCCGGUGUCCGCGGACAAGUCGAUAGGCAGGUCAGCACGGCGAUUACGAAUCUGGAAUCGAAGCUCGUCAAGUCCGGUCCUGAUGUCGUGCGCUAUCUAUCCUUGCCGAAGGAUGGCUGGUCCGGGGACGCAGUGCGCGCGGAGUUGAAUAAGUUGGCUGGACUUGAACAUACGCGUUGGGAGGAUGGUCGCGUCAGCGGCGCUGUCUACCAUGGUGGCGAUGAAUUGUUGAAGUUGCAGGCCGAGGCUUUUGGUCAAUUUGGCGUGGCGAAUCCCAUCCAUCCAGAUGUUUUCCCUGGUGUGCGGAAGAUGGAGGCCGAGGUUGUUGCUAUGGUUCUUGCUUUGUUCAAUGCGCCAUCUGAUGGCGCCGGUGUUACGACCAGUGGUGGCACCGAGUCGAUUCUGAUGGCUUGUUUGGCUGCGAGGCAGAAAGCCUUCUUGGAGCGUGGUGUUACUGAGCCUGAGAUGAUCAUCCCUGACACUGCUCAUGCCGCCUUCAUCAAGGCUUGCAAUUACUUCAAGAUUAAGUUGCACCGGGUGCCCUGCCCUGAGCCUGAGUUCAAGGUUGAUGUGCACGCUGUUCGCCGCUUGAUCAACCCCAACACCGUCUUGCUUGUUGGCUCUGCUCCUAACUUCCCCCACGGUAUCGUGGAUGAUAUCCCGGGUCUCUCCCAACUGGCAACCAAGUAUAAGAUCCCUCUCCACGUCGAUUGUUGCCUGGGCUCCUUCGUCGUUGCACUCCUCAAGAAGGCCGGCUUCCCUUCGCCCUAUGAGGAGGAAGGCGGCUUCGAUUUCCGUCAGCCCGGUGUGACUAGUAUCAGUGUCGACACCCACAAGUACGGUUUUGCUCCCAAGGGUAACUCAGUACUUAUCUACCGUAACAAAUCCUACCGCAACAACCAGUACUUCAUCUACCCCGACUGGUCUGGCGGUGUCUAUGCCUCUCCAUCCGUCGCUGGUUCUCGCCCCGGUGCUCUCAUCGCCGGCUGCUGGGCCAGUUUGAUGAGCGUCGGUGAAACCGGCUACAUCAACAGCUGUACCGAGAUUAUCAACGCGGCACGCAAAUUCGAGGCAGCUGUUCGGAAUGACGCUACCAUUUCCCUCCACAUGGAAAUCAUCGGAAACCCCAUUGUCAGCGUUGUGGCUUUCCGUAGCAAGAACGGUGCCAUCGACAUUUAUGAUAUUGCUGAUGACCUCUCCGCUAAGGGAUGGCACCUGAAUGCUCUGCAAUCUCCCGCUGCCAUCCACUGUGCUUUCACCAUCCCUACUGCCAAGGCUGUUGACCAGCUGAUCACUGAUCUCACCGAGGUCAUUGGAAAAGAACUCGAAAAGGCCGAGCAGCGCAAGCGCGAGGGCAAGUCAUACAUUCUCAAGCGUGGUGACACCUCCGCUUUGUAUGGUGUGGCUGGCAGUAUCCCUGACAAGAGCAUUGUCAACCGUUUGGCUGAGGGCUUCUUGGACACCCUGUACAAAGCAUAA
Penicillium olsonii is the source of this 1719-nucleotide messenger RNA. The record is from the annotation of a GenBank genome assembly. Lineage: Eukaryota; Fungi; Ascomycota; Eurotiomycetes; Eurotiales; Aspergillaceae.